Molecule: messenger RNA, 1536 nt
Organism: Dendronephthya gigantea
Lineage: Eukaryota; Metazoa; Cnidaria; Anthozoa; Malacalcyonacea; Nephtheidae
Product: keratin-associated protein 5-1-like
Exons: 1
Coding region: 8-1294 (428 amino acids)
Source: RefSeq, a predicted model, not a curated record
UUUGUGAAUGGCGUGUUUACGGCUGCCUCCGCUUAUUUGUUUCGUAUUCCUUGGUAUUUACUGUGUGUUUUUUCAAGUCAGAGCUACGAAUACAUGUAACCGUGACAGUGAUUGUUCUUCAUCCUUUUGUUGUGAGAGAAAAUAUCCCGAAGACAGCAUAUGUAAGUCAGAUUGUAUUGGGGAGACUUGUUCCCUAAACAGCGAUUGUGCGCCAAAGGAAAAUUGUUGUCGUGGAAUAUGUCUUUCAGACUGCUCGGGGAAAUAUUGUAGUUCGACAUUUCACUGUGCGAAAGACCAAUUUUGUUGCAAUGGCGUUUGUCGUAUGAACUGUCUGGGAGAACAUUGUAGUUCGACAUAUCACUGUGCGAAAGACGAAUUUUGUUGCAAUGGCGUUUGUCGUAUGAAUUGUCUGGGAGAACAUUGUAAUUCGACAAAUCACUGUGCGAAAGACGAAUUUUGUUGCAAUGGCGUUUGUCGUAUGAAUUGUCUGGGAGAACAUUGUAGUUCGACAUAUCACUGUGCGAAAGGCGAAUUUUGUUGCAAUGGCAUUUGUCGUAUGAACUGUCUGGGAGAACAUUGUAAUUCGACAAAUCACUGUGCGAAAGGCGAAUUUUGUUGCAAUAGAAAUUGUAGUUCGAAUUGUAUCGGGGAAUCGUGUGUUUGGGAUAGCGACUGUGCCACCGGAGAAUGUUGUGAUCCCGACAACAAGACAUGUACAACAAGAGUUUGUAAGGUCACUAGUACCUCGACUGGUACUAACGUGGGAAAACGUUGUAGUUCGACAUAUCACUGUGCGGAAAGCGAAUUGUGUUGCAAUGGCGUUUGUCGUAUGAACUGUCUGGGAGAACAUUGUAGUUCCACUAAUGACUGUGCGGAAGGCGAAUUUUGUUGCAAUGGAAAUUGUAGUUCGAAUUGUAUCGGGGAAUCGUGUGUUUGGGAUAGAGACUGUGCCACCGGAGAAUGUUGUGAUCCUGACAACAAGACAUGUACAACAAGAGUUUGUAAAGUCACUAAUACCUCGACUAGUACUAACGUUAAAGGGCUCGAUGGAUUGACCGUGGCGCUAAUCGUCAUCGGUGUUAUCGGCUUUUUGGCAAUAAUAAUUUUAAUAUUCGUCAAAUGUCCGGUUCAUCGCGUUAUGGUGACGCAACCCAGAACUAGAAGAACUAAAGUCGUUAGAACCCAACAACAAGACCAACAACAACAAGACCAACUGUUGGAAAUGAGUCCACGAAACUCUCAACCUUAUCCACCAAAACCGCACAUACCAUAUGAACCUCAAGGCAUGGCUUAACCACCACCGGGCACAGCUUAUACUCCAACAACAAUCCCAUCAAAAACAGAAGAAGCGAAGCAAUACUAGGAAGUCACUAACUUAGCUUCCUAAUUCUACGCUAGCUUUUCACAGACGUACAUGCAACGGGCUACAUGGGUAAAAUUAUUUAAGGUCUUGUAUCUUUUGCAGGGCCGUAGCUAGAAGCUUAACUGGAGGGUGUAUAUAUUCAUAUAUUCGUCCUAUGCCCGACUGAUUUCUUU